AUGAGUGCUUUACAUAAUUUAUCAAGGGAAAAUAAUUAUACAUUGUUAGAAAAAAUACUAAGUACCAAUUAUAAACAAAAUUUAAAGCUAAAGAGCAAAUCUGAUGAUGAUAAUAAGGAAAAGGAUGAAAAUGUGUUAUCAAAAGAUGAAGGGUUAAUAGAAGGCCAAAAAUCAGAUGAAAAUAAUAAAGAACUGACUAAACCAGUUGAUGAAGGUGAUUCCAAAAAAGAAAGUUUCAAAUUAGAUCCCGGUUUUAUAGAUAAAAGAGACUCAUUUAAUAGGACUCCACUCCACUUGGCAUGUUACGAAGGACAUUUGGAAAUUGUUAAACUCUUGGUGAAGUACGGAGCGAAUGUGCACAGCCCUGCGAAAAAUGGAAUGACAUGCUUACACUUCGCAGCUCAGAAGGGCCAUUUGGAAGUUCUCAAAUUCUUGAAAAAACAUGGAGCUAAAAUUAACAGUAAAACAAACAGUUGUAUGACACCACUACACCUGGCGGCCAUGAAUGAAAAUGUCGAUUGUGCUCUAUAUCUAAUAACCAAAGGAGCUAAACAAUGUUAUAACAAAAAAGGGGAUCUUCCACUUCAAUUAGCGUCAGAAAAGGUUUUAGAGAAGCUAAAAGAAGCUAUGGGAGAUAAAUUUGAAAAGUUUAAGGAAGAUGUUAGUGAAAAAAGGGUGAUCCACAAAGAAACGGUCAAAUUUUACAAAAAAAGGAAGUAAGAAUAGAAUUAACCUAACAAAUAAUAUUUUAUGAUAGU
Messenger RNA from Theileria parva strain Muguga, 758 nucleotides. It is a transcript of the gene Tnks, whose product is annotated as Ankyrin repeats (3 copies) family protein. Gene Ontology annotation, cellular component: nucleus. Gene Ontology annotation, molecular function: transcription cis-regulatory region binding; protein binding. The transcript is spliced from 6 exons. Gene Ontology annotation, biological process: positive regulation of transcription by RNA polymerase II. The record is from RefSeq and is a predicted model, not a curated record. Lineage: Eukaryota; Apicomplexa; Aconoidasida; Piroplasmida; Theileriidae. The coding region runs from base 1 to 720 and encodes 239 amino acids.